This is a messenger RNA of Zingiber officinale, 1473 nucleotides long. RefSeq lists its product as uncharacterized. Bases 65 to 1204 code for a protein of 379 amino acids. The record is from RefSeq and is a predicted model, not a curated record. Gene Ontology annotation, cellular component: chloroplast. The transcript has 4 exons. NCBI's taxonomy places the organism in Eukaryota, Viridiplantae, Streptophyta, Magnoliopsida, Zingiberales, Zingiberaceae.
UAAUAAUAAUAAACGCGCAGCCUCCCCUGCUGCUCCGCCCCAUCGCCUCCUCUCCUCCUCCACAAUGGCCGCCUCCUUUGCCAUCUUCACUCCUUCCUCCGCCAGAGCCGCGUUCUUCUCCGCAGCAUCCGCCGAUUACUCUCGCUCGCGCCUCUCGUCGCCUCUUCUUCUGCCUCCUCGGAUCGCCAGAACACUUCGGCUGAGACCCGUCUCUUCUUCCAUCCCCUCCCCCGUCCUCGAUUCUACUUCCCGAUCCAAGACUGGUAAAUGGGAGUGGAAGUUCAAUGGAAAUUCUGUGAACGUCUACUUUGAGGAGCACGAGGCGGAGAGUGCUGCAAAUGCCAAACAGAUUCUUCUCGUCCCCACGAUCUCGGAUGUUAGCACAGUCGAUGAGUGGAGGACGGUCGCCAAAGACAUUGUUGCACGAGAGGGAGAUGUACGAUGCCGUGCCACCAUUGUUGAUUGGCCUGGUCUUGGAUACUCUGACCGGCCGUCGCUCGAGUACAAUGCUGAUGUUAUGCAGAACUUCCUUGAGCAAUUUAUCAAUGCACCAGACGGUCCGUUGGCAAAUUCAGGAGGCGAGUUGGUCAUAUUUGGUGGAGGACAUGCCGCAACUAUUGCCCUUCGUGCGGCUGGAAAGGGUUCGAUCAAUCCAGCAUCCAUUGCGGCUGUUGCACCGACUUGGGCCGGUCCUUUACCUAUAGUCUUUGGUCGAGGUUCUGACAUGGAAACAAGGUAUGGACUCUUGCGGGGCACGCUGCGAGCACCUGCCGUAGGUUGGAUGAUGUACAACAUGCUCGUGAGCAACGAAAAGUCCAUCAAGUCGCAAUACGAAUCGCACGUCUACGCAAACCCUGAGAAUGUGACUCCAAGCAUCGUGGAGAGUCGGUAUGCAUUGACCAAACGGAAAGGCGCUCGAUACGUCCCUGCUGCUUUUUUGACAGGCCAACUCGACCCUGUGAAAUCACGCGAGGAGUUCCUCCAACUAUUUGCAGAAUUGGAAGGGAAGACCACUAUACUGGUCGUUUCCAGUGCCAACGCCCCCAAGAGAUCGAAAGCCGAGAUGGAAGCGCUAAAAGGCGCCGAAGGUGUGACUAAGUUUGUGGAGGUUCCGGGGGCCCUUCUUCCACAAGAGGAGUAUCCAUUAGCAGUUGCAGAAGAGUUAUACAAAUUCUUGGAGGAGCAGUUUGGUUCAAAACUCUGAAGAAUACAAGAGCCAGUUUUCUUCGAUACACAUAGUCGACAAAUCUAAAUUUUCUUCUAUCCUUUUUCAAUUUACCUCUUGAGUAAUCUAUGGAACUUAUGAAACCAUUUGAAAAUUAUGUGUUAGAUCUUAGAUGAAUCCUCUCUUUAUAUCAUCAAUUCAAUAUGCUGCCUUCAGAUAGGCAUGAUCAUGUUUAAGAAUAAAAGAUUAUGGUUUUAAUGUAUAUUUAGGUAUAUUAAUUAAUAAAUAAGUUACAACUGAGUCGUAUA